Cygnus olor (mute swan) is the source of this 1886-nucleotide messenger RNA. It is a transcript of the gene GDF9, whose product is annotated as growth differentiation factor 9. Gene Ontology annotation, biological process: SMAD protein signal transduction; BMP signaling pathway. Gene Ontology annotation, molecular function: cytokine activity; growth factor activity. Gene Ontology annotation, cellular component: extracellular region. Bases 67 to 1449 code for a protein of 460 amino acids. The transcript has 2 exons. NCBI's taxonomy places the organism in Eukaryota, Metazoa, Chordata, Aves, Anseriformes, Anatidae. The record is from RefSeq and is a predicted model, not a curated record.
GCUCAUAGACUCUUUUUUUCUUGAAUAUUUUAGGGGAGGUGUUUUUUGGCUGCAGCCCUAAAAAGUAUGGAGGGUACCUGGAGAAUUUGUGUUUGUUUCUAUUGCUAUAUUCACUGGCUUUCUUCUAGCAUCCAGUGUUCCCCCCGCUCCAGGGACAGUGCAGUAUCUGACGGGAUCUCUGGGUUAUUGGUAGCUCCUGAGGAGGCCACCAGUGAGCUAAAUCCAUUGUUGAGGCUGCCAAAAGGUGUGAGACGUGGAUAUGCCCUCCUGCCACCCCUUCUCAAGGUGUUGUCUGACCAGGGACGCCAGAGCUGGGAAAGCGAGGCCCCGAGGCUACAGCCAGACUCCAGAGCCCUCAGGUACAUGAAGAGGCUCUAUAAGAUGUCUGCUACCAAGGAGGGGAUCCCCAAGGCCAACAAAAGCCACCUCUAUAACACUGUUCGACUUUUCACCCCGUGUUCUGAAUGCAAGCACAGCCACAGGGACCUAAUGAAAGGAGACCUUCACUCAGGGGAUUUGCUCUUCAACCUGGAUCGUGUUACUGCUCUAGAGCACUUACUCAAGUCUGUCUUGCUCUAUUCGUUUGACACAUCUGUUCCCACUUCUUCUUCCUUUACAUGCAUGUGCCAUUUGUCUGUUAAGGAGCAUGAUUUUUCUAGCCAAGUAUGUCCCAGUGUUUCUCACACUGUAGCUUUUAGCCUGCACUUUGAAGUUAGAAAACGCAAGUGGGUGGAGAUUGACGUGACUUCUUUUCUCCAGCCUCUAAUUGCUACUAACAGGAGGAAUAUUCAUAUGGCUGUGAACUUCACUUGUCUGAUGGGUGAUCCACAACACAGCACUGAACAGAACAGUUACAUUAAUAUGGCUCUGGUUCCCCCUUCUCUUCUCCUUUACUUAAAUGAUACCAGUGAGCAAGCUUAUCACAGGUGGAACUCACUUAGACGUAGAAGGAAAAACCCAGUGCGGCCCAGGCAAAGGAACAGUCUGCUGGCUGAUAUUACAGAUGACGAAGGAAGAGAGAAUUCGCAAGGUAAAAGGGCCUCUCGACGUCGAAGAGAUGAGAAUCUGAACGAAGCUCCAGCAACUCCACCUUACAAUCUGAGUGAAUAUUUCAAACAAUUUCUGUUUCCUCAAAAUGAGUGUGAGCUUCACAGCUUCCGUCUAAGUUUUAGCCAGCUAAAAUGGGACAAAUGGAUAAUAGCACCACAUAGAUACAGCCCUCAGUAUUGCAAAGGGGACUGUCCGAGGGUAGUGGGGCACCGUUACGGCUCUCCUGUGCAUACGAUGGUGCAGAACCUAAUAUAUGAGAAACUGGACUCAUCUGUUCCGAAGCCCUCUUGUGUUCCUGCUGAGUACAGCCCACUGAGCGUGCUAACAAUAGAGCCCGACGGCUCCAUAGUCUACAAAGAAUAUGAAGAUAUGAUAGCUACGAAGUGCACUUGUCGGUAGUGGGUGAAUCCUAAUUCAUUUUACACUUAGCUUGGGUAUUUUGAAUUAUCAGAAUACCUGUAGCAUUUGUCUAACAGCUCUUUAAAAUUGGUCAGGAUUUAGCAUGCGAUUAGUAGGUGUUUACAUAAUAGCACUUAUUUUUGUAGCCACUCAGCUUUUCUAGAAUGUGAAAUUAAAUGUAAAUAUCUUUUUAUUGGAAUAAUUUUGCAUUUAAAAUAUGAAAGAGGUUUCAAUUACCAGGUGCCUAUUUUAAGCUGUUUUGUUAUAGAUUUAAAAAAAAAAAAAAGGAAAUAAAUGCCUAUCAUGCAUACAACUUAAGUUCAGUGCCUGCUAGUCUUCCUCUAUGUAAUGAAAUCUUUUGUAAUGACAUUUCUGACAAGCGUCUACGGAAAGAGGAGAGACUCUAAUAUUAAAAUUACUUUCUCAGUUUUUCGCUC